This is a messenger RNA of Indicator indicator, 1272 nucleotides long. It is a transcript of the gene ZNF414, whose product is annotated as zinc finger protein 414. Bases 88 to 1272 code for a protein of 394 amino acids. NCBI's taxonomy places the organism in Eukaryota, Metazoa, Chordata, Aves, Piciformes, Indicatoridae. The record is from RefSeq and is a predicted model, not a curated record. The transcript has 8 exons.
CUCCCUUGUACUUGCUGCAGCAUCACCAGGAGCAGACAGACACCUCGGCAGCACUUAUCUCACCCUGUGCCCACCACUGGCCAGGCCAUGAAGACAGAGAAGGAGGAGGCUGUGCCCAGCUUCUCCGUGGGGGGUAAAUACGCUGGAGAGGGGGCAGGUUCCAGAGAAGCAGCUCUGCCUGGUGGCCCAGUGACAGGGAAUGGAGGGACCCCAGCCCAGGACCUGCGGCCACUGAAGCGCAGAGCAGUGCCAGGGAAGCACUACCAGUGCUCGAGCUAUGGCUGCAAACUGGCCUUCUCCAGCAUGCAGGAGCUGAUGGACCACCUGAAGGUCCACUACAGACCCACACAGUCCCUCGAGGGUAAAACCUUCCAGUGCCCCACACUGGGCUGCACAGAGACCUUCCCCAGCAUGCAGGACCUCAUGGCCCACAUGAAGGUGCACUACAAACCAAAUCGCUACUUCAAGUGUGAGAACUGCCUGCUGCGCUUCCGGACUCACCGCUCCCUCUUCAAGCACCUCCACGUCUGCUCCGACAGCGCCAGCAGCCCCGUGCCGCCCCCCAGAUCCGACCGGCCCCCGCUGCCCUCCGCCACCGCCACCACCACCCCCCCGGAGAAGGAGCCCCCUGCCAAGCCACCCACAGGGCUCCCCAAGCUGCCGAGCGUGCUGCGGCCCCCGGAGAGAGACUCUGCCCUGCGGGGCGCCGACACCACCCGCAGGCUCCCCACCGGCCUCCCCGAGCUGCCCGGCCCGCUGGGGGCGCUGCCGCUGGUCUCCCAUCCCUUCCCGCUGCUGGAGCCCAACCUUUUCGGGCCAUCGUCCUUGCCUCGCUUCUCGGGGCCCCCUCCGCCGCCCCCUUCCUCGGGGCCGUUCCUGCCCUAUGUGCCCCCUGCAGCCUACAGCCUGCCCGCGGCCCAGCACCGCCCGCGGCCCCUGGCACCCGGCCAUGGCGUCUCCAACGCCGUCUGGAAGAAGAGCCAAGGUGUGAGUGUCAGCCCACUCCUCCCAUGCUUUGGCUCAGGAGUGACUCCAGGGCACUCCUCCAACAGCCGCAUCGUGUGGGAGCACACCCGGGGGCGCUACACCUGCAUGCAGUGUCCUUACUCCACCGCCUCCCGCCAGGAGAUGACUCUGCACAUCGAGGACCACCGCAAGAACCCCUCCCAGCCCGGCCGCCUGGACGCUGAGAUGGAUUUCGGGGUGGGCCUCACCUCCUUCCACACCAAGCUGACACCAGAGAUGGAGAACUCCCUCUACUCCCAGCUCUGA